Molecule: messenger RNA, 2812 nt
Organism: Lacerta agilis (Sand lizard)
Lineage: Eukaryota; Metazoa; Chordata; Lepidosauria; Squamata; Lacertidae
Product: zinc finger protein 850-like
Exons: 3
Source: RefSeq, a predicted model, not a curated record
AUUGGAAAGAAACUCUAUCAGUGUGUGGAAUGUGGAAAGAGCUUCAGUAGGAAGGGCAGUCUCACUUCCCAUCAAAGAAUUCAUACAGGGGAGAAACCAUAUCAGUGCUUUGAAUGUGGAAAGAGCUUCAGUUGGAGCACUGAUCUCACUUCCCAUCAGAGAAUUCAUACAGGGGAGAAACCAUAUCAGUGCUUUGAAUGUGGAAAGAGUUUCAGUCAGAACUCUAAUCUCACUUCCCAUCAAAGAAUUCAUACAGGGGAGAAACCAUAUCAGUGCUUUGAAUGUGGAAAGAGCUUCUGUCAGAGCUCCAUUCUCACUAAGCAUCAGAAAAUUCAUACGGGGGAGAAACCAUAUCACUGCUUUGAAUGUGGAAAGAGCUUCUGUCAGAGCUUCAAUCUGACUAAGCAUCAGAAAAUUCAUACGGGGGAGAAACCCUAUCAGUGCUUUGAAUGUGGAAAGAGCUUCAGUAGGAAGGAGAGUCUCACUUCCCAUCAAAUAAUUCAUAUAGAGGAGAAACCCUAUCAGUGCUUUGAAUGUGGAAAGAGCUUCAGUAGGAAGCAUAGUCUCACUUCCCAUCAAAUAAUUCAUAUAGAGGAGAAACCCUAUCAGUGUGUGGAAUGUGGAAAGAGCUUCAGGAGGAAGAACACUCUCACUUCCCAUCAAAGAAUUCAUACAGGGGAGAAACCCUAUCAGUGUAUGCAAUGUGGAAGGAGCUUCAGUCAGAGCUCCUCUCUCGCUAAGCAUCAGAGAAUUCAUACGGGGGAGAAACCCUAUCAGUGCUUUGAAUGUGGAAAGAGCUUUAGUCACAGCCGCAGUCUCACUUCCCAUCAAAGAAUUCAUGCAGGGGAGAAACCCUAUCAGUGCUUUGAAUGUGGAAAGAGCUUUAGUCACAGCCGCAGUCUCACUUCCCAUCAAAGAAUUCAUACAGGGGAGAAACCCUAUCAGUGCUUUGAAUGUGGAAAGAGCUUUAGUCGCAGCUGCAGUCUCACUUCCCAUCAAAGAAUUCAUACAGGGGAGCAACCCUAUCAGUGCUUUGAAUGUGGAAAGAGCUUUAGUCACAGCUGCAGUCUCACAUUCCAUCAAAGAAUUCAUACAGGGGAGAAACCGUAUCAGUGCUUUGAAUGUGGAAAGAGCUUCACUGAUAGCUCCUCUCUCACUUCCCAUCGGAGAAUUCAUACAGGGGAGAAACCAUAUCAGUGCUUUGAAUGUGGAAAGAGCUUCACUGAUAGCUCCUCUCUCACCUCCCAUCGGAGAAUUCAUACAGGGGAGAAACCAUAUCAAUGCUUUGAAUGUGGAAAGAGCUUCACUGAUAGCUCCUCUCUCACUUCCCAUCAAAGAAUUCAUACAGGGGAGAAACCAUAUCAGUGCUUUGAAUGUGGAAAGAGCUUUAGUCACAGCCACAGUCUCACUUCCCACCAAAGAAUUCAUACAGGGGAGAAACCCUAUCAGUGUUGCUUUGAAUGUGGAAAGAGCUUCACUGAUAGCUCCCAUCUCACUUCCCAUCAAAGAAUUCAUACAGGGGAGAAACCAUAUCAGUGCUUUGAAUGUGGAAAGAGCUUCACUGAUAGCUCCCAUCUCACUUCCCAUCGAAGAAUUCAUACAGGGGAGAAACCAUAUCAGUGCUUUGAAUGUGGAAAGAGCUUCAGUCAGAGCUCCACUCUCACUUCCCAUCAAAGAAUUCAUACAGGGGAGAAACCAUAUCAGUGCUUUGAAUGUGGAAAGAGCUUCAGGAGGAAGGACAGUCUCACUUACCAUCAAAUAAUUCAUACAGGGGAGAAACCAUAUCAGUGCUUUGAAUGUGGAAAGAGCUUCUGUCAGAGCUCCAUUCUCACUCAGCAUCAGAAAAUUCAUACGGGGGAGAAACCAUAUCACUGCUUUGAAUGUGGAAAGAGCUUCUGUCAGAGCUUCAAUCUGACUAAGCAUCAGAAAAUUCAUACGGGGGAGAAACCAUAUCAGUGCUUUGAAUGUGGAAAGAGCUUCAUUUGGAGCAGUGAUCUCACUUCCCAUCAGAGAAUUCAUACAGGGGAGAAACCCUAUCAGUGCUUUGAAUGUGGAAAGAGCUUCAUUUGGAGCACUGAUCUCACUUCCCAUCAGAGAAUUCAUACAGGGGAGAAACCCUAUCAGUGCUUUGAGUGUGGAAAGAGCUUUAGUCACAGCCGCAGUCUCAAUUCCCAUCAAAGAAUUCAUACAGGGGAGAAACCCUAUCAGUGUGUGGAAUGUGGAAAGAGCUUCAUUCAGAGAGCUCAUCUCUCUUUCCAUCAAAGAAUUCAUACAGGGGAGAAACCAUAUCAGUGCUUUGAAUGUGGAAAGUGCUUCAGUCAGAGCUCCCACCUCACUUCCCAUCAAAGAAUUCAUACAGGGGAGAAACCCUAUCAGUGUUGUGUGGAAUGUGGAAAGAGCUUCAGUAGGAAGGACAGUCUCACUUCCCAUCAAAGAAUUCAUACAGGGGAGAAACCCUAUCAGUGUGUGGAAUGUGGAAAGAGCUUCAGUCGGAGCUCCUCUCUCACUUCCCAUCAAAGAAUCCAUAUCAAGGUCGGAAAAACCAUUAUACCGCUUUAGGAGACAGGCAAAUCCGCACCUUGUUAACCAGACCUUUGUCUGAUUGACAUCUAAUUCCCUUUUAAAAUGUGGUGUUUUGUGUUUUUAUGUUGUAAUCAUCCUGAGACCUGUGGGUGUAGGCAAUAGGCGCUAACUCUUAAAGGCCCAGGGGUCUUUUUCUCCAAUAAAAUACUUGAAGAGACCAGGCCUAAAAAAAAAUUCUGUGUUUUUUCAUACGCAACCUUUUAUUCUUCCGUAAUUUGCCAUACAAUUU